GGUGUCGUUGCAAAGUUUUAACCAAAAGUUUGUGAAAAAACCGGUGAAAUCUAGCGGAAUUUACAGCUCCGAAAACUAACCGAAGAGCGUCUUCUAAAUAUGAUACCAUAUGAAGUGAUAAAAGGGGUAAAAUCAGACACAAUAAAGAUCAAAUGUGGUUACUGCAGUAAAAUGUUUGAUACUGUUCAGCAACAUGAGCAACAUCGCUGUCGAAAAGAAAACAUCUUCACUGUGAAAUGUUUGUCUUGUACGAAACCGUACAAUGAUCACGUAUUGCCACAAAAAGAUGAAAAAAAUGUCAAAGCAUGUCCGAAGGAAACAAAGGAGAUAGCUGGAGCUACCAGUGACGAUACGAUAAGGCCAACACCUGAAGAAACGAAGACCAAUUUGCAGCUCUUCCGUUGUUGUAUUUGUGAUAAAAUGUAUCCAAAUAUUGGAAACAUGGUCCGGCACAUCAAGUAUCAUUUGAACAGAAAAACAGAUGUACAACCAGAACAGUGUAGUCGUUGUGGUAAAUUAUUCCAGUCCAAACAGCAGCUGACAAGACACGAAGCUACACACGAAGAUACCAGAGCUUUUAAAUGUGAAGAAUGCUUGAAAUUGUUCAAAACUGCCGAUGGCGUGAAACGUCACAUGUAUGUUCACAGUGAUGAAAAACCUUUCUCGUGUCACUUAUGCGGCAAGGAGUUCAAGGCAAAACAUCUUAUGAGAAAACACGAGGAAACGCAUUCUGACGAGAAAAACUACGAAUGUCCACAGUGUGGCAAGAGAUUUAAGGCGAGGAAUAGCCUACGCGAUCAUCUAUUGGUCCACAAUGGCAUUCGACCGUAUAAAUGCGAUGAGUGUGAUCAAGCAUUCUAUCGACGCAGUCAUCUUGCAACGCAUAAAAUUGUUCACAGUGAAGUGAAGCCAUUUUCUUGCAAGGUCUGCGAGAAAUGUUUUGGUCGACGUGAACAUUUAAGGGUUCACGAGCGAAUUCACAGUGGAGAGAAACCUUUCAAAUGUACCCGAUGUGAGCGAUCGUUCAACCAGCAAGCUGGACUUCAAGCUCAUCUUGUUAGUCACUCCAAUGAUCGACCAUACGCGUGUUCGAUGUGUAAGAAAACAUUUAAAUAUCAAUCUCAGAUCAAGCAUCAUGCAUGUAAACCUGAGGAAAUUGUGCCGUGUAGCAUGGUUGAUCUUCGUCUUACUACCGACACGAUGGAGGAAGACUCUGAGCCAACGACUGUUGUAGACGACACGCGAGCAGAAAACAAUCAGGAAGAACUGAAAAAUGAGGGAAAUUCUUCAACUACCGAAAUUUCUAAUUUAAGAACAACCUCGGAAGAUACAAUCAUACUUAUUCAAAUUGAGAAUACUUGCCAUACCGAUGAUGCAGCCAUGUCAGUCGAUGUUGUCGCCACGCGUAAAAAAGAUUGUGAGCUAGGAUCAAGUCAUUCAGUGGCGGAAAGAGACGCUGUAGAAGACGUUCGUUCGUCCAACUCCGGCGCAAAGAUAAAUGACGAGAGAGAUUCAAACGCUUCGACUAUUUGUAGUACAGUUGAAGGAAGACAAGAUGACUGUGCGAUGGGCUGUUCAUCUGUUGGCAUCACAAAUCAUGCGUUAGCGUCACAAAACGUCGAAAAUGUUGAUUUUUCUGUAUCUAAUGCGGGAGUAUCGCAAACACAUACUCAAGAAGCUACGAACAUGCUUUCUGAAUCUGCCUCAACGCAUGGUGAGUUUUUAAGGACCCAGCUUUGCAACACAACAGAAGAAAUGAAUGCGGUAACGCAAGUUAGUCAAGGGUAUAAUACUACAAGUGCACCACACGGAUAUGCCAUGGGUGAGGUACUGCAUUUGUUGGGAGUGCCAGAAGAGCCGAACAAAAAAACUAUGCAAGUGUUAUCAGGACAGUUACACCAACCAUCGACAGCUGGAACUGUCGGAAUGAAUCCAGGUACGAUAUCAGGUUUACCAGCACAUCUUUGGAACCAUAGUUAUGUUUUAAAUAGGAGAAUUCGAACUCGUAAUAAAAUGGCCGAUUUGAAAAGGAUAAAAGAGCAAACGGUUUGUAGCUUUUGCGAGAAGCUGCUUACGAAUCCACGCCUAUUGCCUUGUCUGCAUUCCUAUUGUACGGCUUGCCUCUUGAAGUUUGUCAAAGAAGAUGAAGAUCUCAUUUGUCCGACAUGCUCCGAAAACCACGGCAGGAAAGAAGUUCCAAAUCUGCCUAAAGACGUGCUCGGAGAAUCCUUGAUAUCUCAAGGAAGAACUGGCGACGAGGAGAAGACAUUAUGUUCCAGCUGUAGCACGGAUACAGAGGAAGCUGUCGAUCGAUGUCUCAACUGUUGCGAGUUCCUGUGCAGUGAAUGUUCGAGCAUACAUCGUCGCAUGAGGCAGACACGAGAUCAUGAAAUUAUAACACUAAAUGAUUAUGAAAAAGAGGAUGAGCAAAUUUCACACCGUACUCUAUACUGUGACGAACAUCCAAAUGAAGAACUAAGGUAUUUUUGCGACAAAUGCAAGCAAUUCAUCUGUCGUGAGUGUACGGUGAUCGUCCACAAGAGUCACAAGUACAAAUACAUGGAACAAUCAAAAAGUGUCAAGGAAAUUGUCGACUCGUUUAAAAGCCUAACAAUAAAAGUCAAAUCUAAAAUUGAAAAAGCCGAGAAAGCUCUCGAAGAAGUGAACACAACAAAUGAUAUGAUCACCGCAAGCAUAGUGGGUCUGAAGAACAGCAUUCAUAACACUGCUACAGAAAUGGUGAGACAAAUACGUCUGGCUGAGGAAGACAUGAUUAUUGAAAUAGAUCGAAUUCAAAGUAAAAAGUUUCAUAGUCUCAAGGAUCAGACCAGACUGCUACAAAAUAGACUGGAGACAUUUGAAUAUGGAAGGAGUUAUGCCGAACAUUCUUUGAAGUAUUUAAGUGAGGUUGAACUUUACCUCACCAGAGAGCCAAUUGGAAAUCGGCUGAAAGUCUUAAGCAAGAAGAAAAUUUCUGCUGAUCCAGUUGAAGAAAACAACCUGAAACACGUAAAGGAGACCAGCAGAGGUCAACGGAUGGCACGGACAUCUCUUGGGUAUCUUGAGGUGAAUGGUAAUGUUGUUAUUAACGGUUGCGUUCGCGAUCUGAGUGAUUUUGAAAAUUUGAAUGUGGCGAUUUCGGAAUCUUCUCCUGAGUUGACCGGGAUUUGUGUUGAUAUCAGAGGUCCAGGCGGUGAACUGAUCAGUCCAGUGAAGAGGGAAAGAGACAAUCCUGGGAGUUGUGGCGCGGACUUUCAAACAGAGAGGCCUGGUACCCAUAGCGUAAUGGUCACCCUUGACGGAGUUCCCAUCUCAGGAGCCCCACUUGAAGUUGUCGUUGGUAAGCCCUCGAUAUCGCCAGUUGGUUCUACUCCACCAGGAACGUCUGCACGCUGUGUUAAAAGAAAUCCGAAGAAGCCAGGGGAACUCUGGGAUGUUCAUGGGAUUGCAAUAUGCAAGAAAGGACAGAUAGUUGCCACAGAUACAAACUGUCAUCGAGUCCAGAUAUUUACCAAGACAGGAAGAUUUCUCCGAAUGUUUGGCUCUUUGGGAAGUGAAGACGGUCAAUUUCAUUUUCCACGCGGUGUGGCGGUUACCAACAAGGAUAAUAUCGUUAUUGCAGACACAGGCAAUGGCAGGAUACAGAUAUUCGACAGUGAAUAUAACUAUCUGCGCAGUAUCAGAUGUUAUGGUGACGACGAAGACACAUUUCAGCCCUGUGACGUCAUAGUUGACAAGGACGAUAACAUCAUCACGUUAGAACGCGAGAAGAGUAGAGUGAGAAUUUACAACAGAGGCGGUGACGUCAUUGCAGAAUUUGGCAGCGUGGGGUCUGGUGAUGGGCAAUUUAUCAAUCCAUCUUAUGUGACAGUGAACGGAAGCGGUCAUAUUGUGGUCAGCGAUUUAGGAAAUGAUCGAAUUCAAGUAUUUACAAACACAGGCCAAUUUCUUUUCAAGUUUGGAAGAGCUGGUAAGGGAAAUGGUGCAUUUGGCUGGCCAACAGGUGUCGCAGUAAAAGGUAACGGGGAUAUCAUCGUAGCAGACUCGUGUAACAAUCGGAUUCAGAUAUUUCGGGCUGAUGGAUGUUUUGUAGGUUGCCUUGGAGCGCUAGAAUGUAGCACAGAUGAUCGAGUAAAGUCGCCUCAAGGUCUCACAGUCGAUGAGAACGAUGACAUAUACGUUGCUGACUGGGGAAAUAACCGAAUUCAGAUAUACUGAGAUUAUACUGUAAUAAAAAAUAACUUUCAAACUUGUGUAGUUCAUAAGCACCAGAAUCUAGCGGUGGUUAAAAUAAUUAUUAGUAGAAAGUUGUAGGACAUCUUUUGGAAUUUUGCAUCAAGCUGUAUUAUGUGCAAGUGUUUGUAAAAACCGUUGUGAACGUUAUUUGCAUCUCACGCAAGAUUGAUCGAAUUAUUAAUAGAUUUAAUGAAUCAUUGACAAAAUCUUAGAAUGGCGUUUAACGCUUCCAAGGAAAUUUUCGAAGAUAACGAUGUAUAGUAUUUGUAAUUUGUAUAUGUGAUGUAUAGUAAUUUGGCUGUAAUACAGCCAAUUAUUGGAAAUAUUCAAAUAUA
This is a messenger RNA of Dendronephthya gigantea, 4571 nucleotides long. RefSeq lists its product as uncharacterized. Bases 100 to 4218 code for a protein of 1372 amino acids. Gene Ontology annotation, biological process: regulation of transcription by RNA polymerase II. The transcript is spliced from 9 exons. Gene Ontology annotation, molecular function: RNA polymerase II cis-regulatory region sequence-specific DNA binding; DNA-binding transcription factor activity; zinc ion binding. The record is from RefSeq and is a predicted model, not a curated record. Lineage: Eukaryota; Metazoa; Cnidaria; Anthozoa; Malacalcyonacea; Nephtheidae.